GUGGGGGAGGGAAACACUUGGGUGGCUCCCUCCAUGGGGGAGCGGUAGGGAGGUGCCUCUUCUUUCCAGGGGAGGACAAGGGAGAUGCCCUCCCUUUCCCCAAGCGCCCUUCUUUAUAGGGGGGCUCCUUUGCUGCCCGUAAGGGGUGGGGGUCGCUUGGCUGCGAUGUGGGGGUGCCCCCGGAGUACAGUCUCCCCGGCCCCCGGGGGAGAGGCUUCUCUGCCCAGCUGUUUUGUGACGAAUCUCCUUCCUCCCCCAUUCGGCGGCACAUCUCAGCCCUUUCUCCCCCCACCCCAGCCCGCGGCCGCCUGUGCUUAGGUGCGACACGUUGCCCACAGGCGGGAGGAGAUGCCGUGUAACAUCCUUCCCUGGCCUGUUGCUGCGGCCCCCGGUGUGGCUGUGAGAUGGGAGGAUCCUGCCUCUCCUUCGCUGAGUCGCGCUCGCGUGCCAAGGGCCCGAGUGCAGCUUGUCCCUGCCCGCCGAGGAGGAGGAGGGCGGGAAGAGGCCACAGCAAUUGACACACACCCGAGCCCGACGGGAAGCAGCUCUGUGUCGAGAGCGAGCAGGCUGGGCUCUGGGAGGAGGGGGUCCGACCCAAAACACAGCGGGGUUACGGAUUGCGGCUUCCACCCAACCACCCCACCCGCUGCUGCCCGGCUCCUCCCCUCGCAGGGCAAGGGGCGUCCUGCAGGCAGCUCCCUGGCACCCCCCCGCUCCGGUGCCUGCCCGCCCUCAGCCCCUGCGGUUAGAACGCGUGAACUGACACUUCACUUCCGGGUGGAAGGUCAGACGGGACGGAAGGCGGGGAUUGGCCGCUCGUUGGCAAACGGUUGCUAGGUAACCGCUUCAGGGCCAAGCCUGAGCUACGGACGGGCAGGCGCCCGUUUAGCCCGCAGAGGGGGAGUGGAUGAGCUUGGCCCUUUGAGGUGGCCGCGGCCGUCAGUGCCUGCUGCCCGGGAAGUGGGGCCUGUCCCUGCCCGGGGUGUGUGGAAGAGGGGCCUGGGGGAGCCCGUCCCUGCCCUGAAGCUGGGGUCGGGGGCAGGUGGAGGUUGCGGCCCCUGCCCCAUGUGCGGGCGCUGCGGGAGCGUUACAGCAGGCGGAGCUGCUCUGCGAUGAAGGCUGUGAGCGUGGCGCUGCUGCUGCUGCUGGCUCUCCUGGUCUCGGUGCACAAAACAGAAAAAAGUUUUGAAAACCAUAAGGAAAAAAAUGUUUCAAAACAGGAAGCACUGAAUGAAAGUCAACUAUUAACAAUGCAAGAUACAUUUUCUUCACAAGCAGAAGAUCUGGCUAGGAGAAAGAAGAAUGAGGAGCGAGGACAUCAGCUUUAUAAAAUGAGCAACAAAAUACUGAAACAUUCCAAAAGCAAAAAAGAGAAAGAGGAAGCUUACCAACUCCUUACUGAAGCAGCAGAUAUGGGACAUUUGAAAGCUAUGGAGAAAUUGGCUGCUGCUUUGCUGUUUGGUUAUCAUGGUCCUCAAAAUAUAACCGCAGCUGUGACAUUAUAUGAGACUUUGGCUGAAAAAGGAUCUCAUAAAGGCCAAACUGCUUUAGGAUUUAUGUUUUCAUAUGGCAUAGGAAUGGAGUAUAAUCAAGCCAAGGCACUUGUUUAUUACACAUUUGGAAGUCUUGGAGGAAAUUUGAUAUCCCAGAUGAUUUUGGGAUACCGUUACUGGGUCGGAAUCAAUGUUCCAAGAAAUUGUGAAGCAGCACUAACUAAUUACAGGAAAGUGGCAUAUUUCAUUGCUGAUAAAUUAGAAAAAAAUGAAGAAAUGCCAGUAGAAAAAGUGAGACUGAUGGAAAAAUCAGAAAAUCUGAGUUCUAACAAUGACUUCUUAGAUUGGGAUGUACACCAAUACUAUAAGUUUUUGGCUGAAAGAGGAGACACACAGAUACAGGUAUUUCUUGGACAAUUACAUCUUGCAGGAAGGAAGGGACUAGAGAAAGAUCAUUCUAAAGCUUUCUACUAUUUCCUAAAGGCAGCAAAAGCAGGGAAUACACAUGGUAUGGCAUUCCUGGGAAAGAUGUUUUUAGAAGGAAGUGUUGCAGUGACACAGAGUAAUGCUUCUGCUUUUAAGUACUUCACAAUGGCAGCUGAAAAGGGUAAUGCAGUUGGACUAUGGGGGCUAGGCAUUCUUUAUUUUCAAGGAAAAGGUGUUCCAGUGAACUAUACUGAAGCUUUUAAAUACUUUCAUAUAGCAGCUGAGAAAGGUUUGGCAGAUGCACAGUUCCAGCUAGGAGUCAUGUAUCACUCUGGCUCUGGAGUAAGGAAAGACUAUAAACUUGCCUUCAAAUAUUUUUACUUGGCAUCUCAAAAUGGACAACCCAUUGCUGUUUAUUAUUUGGCUCAGAUGUAUGCUGCAGGGACUGGAGUGUUUAGAUCAUGUCAAAAUGCAGUUGAGCUUUACCGAAGUGUUUGUGAACUAGGAAGUUGGUCUGAGAAAUUCCUGACUGCAUACUUCGCUUACCAGGAUGGUAAUAUAGAUUCAUCUCUUAUUCAAUAUGCAUUAUUAGCAGAAAUGGGGUAUGAAGUAGCUCAAAGUAAUUCAGCUUUCAUUUUGGAAUCUGAACAGGUUAAAAUUCUCAGUAAUGAUCAGAUGUAUCCAUUAGCACUUCUCCUGUGGAACAGAGCUGCAGCUCAAGGCAAUGCAUUUGCUAGAGUUAAAACUGGAGAUUACCACUUCUACGGUUAUGGAACCAAGAGGGAUUAUGUCACAGCAGCAAUUCAUUACAGCCUUGCAGUUGAUCACCACAUCGCUCAAGCCAUGUUUAAUCUGGCAUAUAUGUAUGAACAUGGUUUAGGUAUUCCAGAGGAUAUACAUUUGGCUAAAAGGUGGUAUGACCUCGCAGCACAAACAAGCUCAGAUGCUUCCAUUCCAGUGUUCUUGGCACGUAUGAAGCUAGAAGUUAAGCUUCUAUUCAGUGAGAUGCAACUUUUCAAGCAGUUUACUUCAAGUUGGAAAAUGUCAAAACUGGACACCGUGCUGCGACCACAUUGGGAUCUGUUUGCACUGGUAGUCAUAGUUAUUUUGCUUGUACUACUGAUAAGAAAUAGGUAGAACUGGGAAAAUGUUAACGUGAAAAUCUUUUGGUAGUUUCCUUUAUAUUCUAAAUAAAAAUUCUAUUACUCAUUUUUCUAACAUCUCUUUCUAAUACUUAUGGAACAAAGUGAAAAUACGUGUAGCUCUA
Chelonia mydas (Green sea turtle) is the source of this 3186-nucleotide messenger RNA. RefSeq names its product SEL1L2 adaptor subunit of ERAD E3 ligase (gene SEL1L2). The coding region runs from base 1113 to 3056 and encodes 647 amino acids. The transcript has 20 exons. Gene Ontology annotation, cellular component: endoplasmic reticulum membrane. Gene Ontology annotation, molecular function: protein binding. Gene Ontology annotation, biological process: ERAD pathway. The record is from RefSeq and is a predicted model, not a curated record. NCBI's taxonomy places the organism in Eukaryota, Metazoa, Chordata, Testudines, Cheloniidae.